CCCACCUAUCCCGUGCUUUCAGACCAGGCAUGAUCCAAAGCAUGAAGCGGGAAGUCGAUUCCACCACUAGAAGAGUGCAGACACUCUCCCCGGUUUCGCGUAUUAAACUCACUGUCAGUGAAAAUCUAUUAGGAUCGAUAAAAUUAAAUUUUCAAAUUCAAAUCAAAAAUGAUUCUACUCUUCGUGCAUCAUAGUUGACUAUAUAUGGAUAAAACAGGAUAUUUUUUAUAUGUGUCAAAUGUGAUAAAGUGAAUUGAUUUUGUGUGAUUUGUAAAAUUAUUGAAAAGAAAAACUUGUGAAUCUUUAGUGAAAGGGUAGUUUUUAACUUGAGGUAAUUUAUUGUGAUAAAAUUCAAAUUAUGAGUGGUGCGAAAUGGUGUGCUCCUUGACUAUCGAUAAUAGCUUCUGUAAAAGAGGCAACGUGGAUUUACAUUUAUCAAGUGGAGUUGGUGCUGUGGUUAUUGACGACAGCAUCAACAUGUCAUCAAUAAGUGAUGCCCAUAGGCGUAACAGUCAUAUGGAUGGUGAUCGAAGUUCUUCAGCAGGUUCUUCAUUGGGUUCAUGUUCGCCACCGCCUCCGUCGAGUCAUUCACCACCUCCAUCGAGACCACCUUGGUUACAUGAUUUUCAUGCUGCAGCGUCGCCUCAUGUUCUUCAAUUUUUAAAUCUUAGUGCUGCCGGUGGUGGUAUGUUAAAUAAUCAACCAUUGGCGGCGUUACAUUCAAUGGCGGAGAGAAGUCAUCAUCAACAGCAGCACAGUGGUAUUCAAAUAAUUGGUGUUUCUGGACAAUCUCAGGAUCAAACAUCACCAAAUGAAAGUGGCAAACAUAGUCCCGCUAAUUCAAUAACGUCCGUCGGCAGCAAUCCACAUGGUAUUGAUAAUAUUCUCUCGAGGCCGACAGCCACUCACUCACAAAAUUCAGUACCAACUCCCCAAGGACUAUCGACGACAACACCUCAUCCUCCACAUCUCGCUGCACCUCGUUAUGCAAUGCAUACUGGAUUUACAACUUCCACAGGAAUUAGUCAAUUUCAACAACGUACAGAACAGCGACAUCCAUCUGUUUAUUGGCCUGGUUUACAAGGAUUGGUCAGCGACCCACUAGCGUGGAGGGCCAGAUUACAUUCUUUGUCCCAACAGCUAGGUUGUCAACAAACAAUGGCGGGGACAGGUGGAGGCGGCACUGGAGAACAUGAGGGUGGGAAAAAAAAACACACGAGGCCAACGUUUAGCGGACAGCAAAUCUUUGCCCUUGAGAAAACUUUCGAGCAAACAAAAUAUCUCGCAGGUCCUGAACGAGCUAAACUCGCAUAUGCCUUAGGCAUGUCUGAAUCUCAAGUUAAGGUAUGGUUCCAGAAUAGAAGGACAAAGUGGCGCAAGAAACAUGCAGCGGAAAUGGCGACGGCCAAGAGACGACAAGAAGAGGUGGAAGGUGUCGUGGCUGAUGCCGAAGACGCAUGUAGUGACAGUGAAGCUAUGGGAAAUAACAAUGGAAACGGAAACAACGACACUGCAGCGAAAAGACUCCGUAGGGAACUCGAACAGCAAUAUGGUCCAUGAAUGGGAAGAAACGAUUAGACUUUCCAGCUUGAAGAAAGGCGUGGCCAUGGAGAAUGGGGGCGUUGCAGAAAUAGUCGGAGAGAAUUCUCCAGCGUGAGUUCCCCCUACUUUUCUUCUAACCCUCCACAAAUUCCAGUUCCACCAUUCCCAUCAUUGAAACCCAGCUCUCUAUGUCCUUCUGCCGUAUUUCCCAUAUACAGAAGACUUGAUAUGAUCAUCUGAUUUGAGCUUCCUCUUUUAUUCACAUUUAGAAAGGAAACAAAUGACGGUUUCUUAUCCGUUAUCGGAUUGUUCAAGGUAGAAUCCUUGAUAAAAAUGAAUAAGAGUGAUUCGACAGGUCUACCCAGGCCAUGAUAAUCGAAAAUUCAUGCAAUAAAGAAGGAAUCAACAGGUUUUGUGUAUUAUUUAAGAAAAAAUGUUAUGAAUAGGAACAUCAUCAGUGUACAUGUAACAAUCAACUAAAAAAAAUAAUGCACAACUUAUAUAAUUAUUCCCAACUUUAAUUUUAUUCAAUUUCUCAAAAUGUAAAAUAAAAAUUAUACUGUUAAAUACUCCAGAAGCAAAUAUUACAAUACAUGUAUUGGAAGUAAUUUUGUAAAACGUAAAGUAACGGUAAAUAAAUAGGAAGUUGCACGAUUAUCGAGAUCUCAUCUCGAUUUUUAGAGACAAUGUUGCCAAAAAAAAACCUUUCGAGUUUAUAUACCACUGUCAACGAAAUUUUCGUUGCGAAUUGUAAGUUUCGUGUAAUUAAAAUUAUUUCCUUGCAAUUUGGAAGAUAUAUUCAUUUUUUACCAAAUAAAAAAAUUUUUAUUGUUCACUAAAAGUGUGUGUAAAGAUUUCAUUCUAUAUGCUUAUUGGUCAAAAAUACUUUCUUUAAUAAAUUUAUAAUUGUUUUAAGUCACAUUCAAAGAAUAUUUUAUGUUACAAAGAAAUUUUUGACCAAUAAACAAAGAGACUGAAUUAAAAAUAUAUUCACAAUUUUAUUUCAAUUAUGAUCGACAUUUUUAUAAUAUAAUCUUGUUUAUAAUAUUUAUGUAAUUAAAAAAAUGUCAAAGUGUUCGAUCAAUUUACUUUUGUAAUUAUAAAAUGCGAUUUUUUCUUCUACCGAUCUUUAAUAAAAUUUGUUUUAUACAACACCCUUUCGCCUUUUAAAGAAGAGCCUUAUCAGAAUAAUAUAAAAAUUGUUAACACUUUGAAAAAAUAAUAAUAAUACAUAUGUUGAGGAAUCAUAUGCAAAUGAACUAAAUCAGCUGCACACACCUAUAAUACUCGCAGAGUGCAAUAAGAAACAAAAACCGGAACAACUAUAAAAACAUUUAUGUAUUAAUGUAUAUUAAAAUAUAUCUAUUAUUUAACUAUUUA
Molecule: messenger RNA, 2922 nt
Organism: Leptopilina boulardi
Lineage: Eukaryota; Metazoa; Arthropoda; Insecta; Hymenoptera; Figitidae
Gene: HGTX
Product: homeobox protein Nkx-6.2
Exons: 4
Coding region: 373-1560 (395 amino acids)
Biological process (GO): cell differentiation; regulation of transcription by RNA polymerase II
Cellular component (GO): nucleus
Molecular function (GO): DNA-binding transcription factor activity, RNA polymerase II-specific; RNA polymerase II cis-regulatory region sequence-specific DNA binding
Source: RefSeq, a predicted model, not a curated record